Papilio polytes (common Mormon) is the source of this 734-nucleotide messenger RNA. RefSeq names its product mitochondrial import inner membrane translocase subunit Tim22. Gene Ontology annotation, molecular function: transmembrane protein transporter activity. Gene Ontology annotation, biological process: protein insertion into mitochondrial inner membrane. The record is from RefSeq and is a predicted model, not a curated record. Gene Ontology annotation, cellular component: TIM22 mitochondrial import inner membrane insertion complex. The coding region runs from base 108 to 686 and encodes 192 amino acids. NCBI's taxonomy places the organism in Eukaryota, Metazoa, Arthropoda, Insecta, Lepidoptera, Papilionidae. The transcript is spliced from 3 exons.
AUGACAGCCUGCAGUCAGACACAGCAAAGUGGAGGAGUUGUAUAUCAAAUAGUAACCUGUACAGAAAUUAUUUUUAAUAUUUGAGGCCAUAUGAGUAAACAGAAAUAAUGAUGGCCUACACAAAACCACCCGUAGACCCCGAUUUGUUAAGAUUUUCGGAAAAAAAUGACUACGAUGCUUUAGCAAAAUAUUUAAUCGGCAACAACUACCGCUAUCGGGAAAAUAUUAUAAUUCCAAGGAUUUUGGGUCCAGUCAUAAUUAAAACAAACGAAGAAAAGAUGAUAGAAGCUACAGUGGAAAGCUGUCCGUUCAAAUCAUUAACAAGUUGCAUCAUUGGUUAUGGGCUGGGAGCAGCUGUUGGCUUGUUUACAUCAUCUCUGAUGCCAAACGUCACUGACCCUAUGGCACAACAAAAUCAAACUGCAAGAGAAAUUUUACGUGAGAUGAAGGGUUCCAUGUUAAGUUAUGCAAAAAACUUCGCCAUUCUUGGAGCAGUAUUCUCAGGUGUUGAAUGCUGCAUAGAAAGUGCUCGCGGUAAAUCUGACUGGAAGAAUGGUACGUACGCAGGAGGCGUCACCGGAGGACUCAUUGGAUUGAGAGGUGGACUGAAAGCAGGUUUAUUUGGUGCGGCUGGAUUUGCCGCGUUCUCGACGGUAAUCGACUACUACAUGCACCAAAGAUCCUGAGAUCAAUGUAUUUUUAUUAGUUAAUAAAUAGCUUUAUUUUAAAUUUAA